CUUUCUCAUCAUCUGGAGCGACAUGAGAGAGUGCAUCUCUAUCCAUGUGGGCCAGGCAGGAGUCCAGACAGGAAACGCCUGCUGGGAGCUCUUCUGCCUCGAGCACGGCGUCGGUCCUGAUGGCGUCUUCCUGGAGACUCCCGGCGAACCGAACUCUCGUGAAGACCCGUUCAACACUUUCUUCAACACUGGGAGUUCUGGGCGUCAUGUUCCCAGAGCCAUCUAUGUGGACCUGGAGCCCACAGUGGUCGAUGAGGUAAGAGUCGGAAAGUACAGAGAGCUCUUCCACCCCGAGCAGCUGAUCUCUGGAAAGGAGGAUGCAGCCAACAACUACGCUCGAGGCCAUUACACCGUCGGGAAAGAAAUCAUUGAUGGAGUCAUGGAGCGUGUUCGUAAAAUGACGGACCAGUGCACUGGUCUGCAGGGGUUCCUCGUCUUCCACAGCUUUGGAGGUGGAACCGGCUCCGGCUUCACCUCUCUGCUGAUGGAGCGUCUGUCUGUCGACUACGGCAAGAAGUCCAAGCUGGAGUUUGCUGUGUACCCAGCUCCGCAGGUGUCCACCGCUGUGGUGGAGCCGUACAACGCCAUCCUGACCACCCACACCACCCUGGAGCACUCAGACUGCGCCUUCAUGGUGGACAACGAGGCCAUCUACGACAUCUGUCACCGCAACAUGGACAUCGAGAGUCCUGGUUACAUCAACCUCAACAGGUUGAUCGGUCAGAUUGUUUCCUCCAUCACAGCCUCGCUUCGUUUUGACGGCGCCCUGAAUGUGGACCUGAUGGAGUUCCAGACCAACCUGGUCCCCUUUCCGCGUAUCCACUUCCCUCUGAUGACCUACGCGCCCAUCAUCUCUGCCGAGAAGGCCUACCAUGAGCAGCUGACCGUGACCGAGAUCACCAGUGCCUGCUUCGAGCCGGCCAAUCAGAUGGUCAAGUGUGACCCCCGUCACGGCAUGUACAUGGCGUGCUGCAUGCUGUACCGGGGUGAUGUCGUCCCAAAGGAUGUGAACGCCGCCAUCGCAAAUAUAAAGACGAGGCGUUCCAUCCAGUUUGUGGACUGGUGCCCUACUGGCUUCAAGGUGGGCAUUAACUACCAACCUCCAACUGCAGUUCCUGGUGGAGACCUGGCCAAAGUCCAGAGGGCCGUGUGCAUGCUGAGCAACACCACCGCCAUUGCUGAGGCCUGGUCUCGCCUCGACCACAAGUUCGACCUCAUGUACGCCAAGCGUGCCUUCGUCCACUGGUAUGUGGGCGAAGGCAUGGAGGAGGGAGAGUUUGCAGAGGCCAGAGAGGACCUGGCCUGUCUGGAGAAGGAUUACGAGGAGUUGGGUCAAACAAACCCAGACUCUGAAAAUGAUGAUGACCAAGAAUACUGAAUGUUGUGAGGCUGUGAUGGGUUGUGACUCCUGUACUGAGUCAAUAAUUUCAUAUCUGUACUGCGUAUCCUCUGAGCUAGACUUAACCAAACUGAUGCCAUGCUUUUAUAAUGUCUGCUUUAGAUUACCAAGACAAAAGUUGUAUUUGAAUUGUGCUGUGAAAUAAAGUUUGUCUGUGAAUAU
Centropristis striata (black sea bass) is the source of this 1561-nucleotide messenger RNA. RefSeq names its product tubulin alpha 5 (gene tuba5). Gene Ontology annotation, cellular component: microtubule; cytoplasm. The transcript has 5 exons. Gene Ontology annotation, molecular function: GTP binding; structural constituent of cytoskeleton. NCBI's taxonomy places the organism in Eukaryota, Metazoa, Chordata, Actinopteri, Perciformes, Serranidae. Bases 23 to 1378 code for a protein of 451 amino acids. The record is from RefSeq and is a predicted model, not a curated record. Gene Ontology annotation, biological process: microtubule cytoskeleton organization; mitotic cell cycle.